This is a messenger RNA of Chaetomium globosum CBS 148.51, 1476 nucleotides long. RefSeq lists its product as uncharacterized. Gene Ontology annotation, biological process: amino acid transmembrane transport. Lineage: Eukaryota; Fungi; Ascomycota; Sordariomycetes; Sordariales; Chaetomiaceae. The transcript is spliced from 2 exons. Bases 1 to 1476 code for a protein of 491 amino acids. Gene Ontology annotation, cellular component: vacuolar membrane. The record is from RefSeq and is a predicted model, not a curated record. Gene Ontology annotation, molecular function: amino acid transmembrane transporter activity.
AUGGCGGCCAUCAACCCUGCCCCGGGCGCCAUGCCCUCCGACAAGAAGGCCGACCCCUUCGACACCCCGGCUCCGGGUAUCUUGCAGUCACAAUCCGAGGAGGAAGUGGGCGAGGUCCGGCCCACAGUCGAGAUGAACGACUACGAGAAGCAGAAGGUGGCCGAGGGCGAGGCGCAUUUCCACCGACUCGGCUGGAAGCGUCUCACCAUCGUGCUGAUCGUGACGGCGGUUGCCCUGGGGAGCCUCAGUCUUCCGGGCGCGUUCGCGACCCUCGGUAUGGUUGCCGGCGUCAUCCUCACGGUCGGGAUCGGCCUCGUUGCCUUGUACGCCAGCUUCGUUAUCGGCCAGAUGAAGCUCAAGUACCCGCAUAUCUCGCACUACACCGACGCUGGCCGCAUGAUGUUUGGCAACAUUGGCUACGAGAUCGUCAGCUUCAUGUUCAUCAUGCAGCUCGUUUUUACCAUCGGCUCGCACGUCUUGACCGGCGCCAUCAUGUUUGGGAAUCUCUCGGACAACGGCGCCUGCACCAUCGUCUUUACCGUUGUCUCGGCAAUUCUCCUGUUUCUCGUCGCCAUCCCGCCCAGCUUUUCCGAGAUGGCCAUCCUUGGCUACAUUGACUUCGCGUCCAUCAUCGCCGCCAUCUUCAUCACCAUCGUUGCCACUGGUGUGCGUGCCAGCGAGCUGCCUGGCGGUGUCGCGUCCGUGGAGUGGUCUGCAUGGCCGAAGGAGAAUUUGUCGCUGGCCGAAACCUUCAUCGCCAUCACCAAUAUCGUGUUCGCCUACAGUUUCGCCCUGUGCCAGUUCAGCUUCAUGGACGAAAUGCACACGCCCCAGGACUUCGACAAGGCGAUCUUGUCACUCGGCAUCUUCGAAAUCUUCCUCUACACAAUCACAGGCGCCCUGGUCUACGUCUUUGUAGGCCCGGACGUCAAGUCACCCGCCAUAUUGUCGGCCGGCCCCGUGGUGUCCAAAGUGGCGUUCGGCAUCGCGAUCCCCGUCAUCUUCAUUUCGGGAAGCAUCAACACGACCGUGGUGGCGCGCUACAUCCACGGGCGCGCCUUCAAGAACUCCAUCAUCCGCUACGUCAACACCCCGAUGGGCUGGGCUACGUGGAUUGGCCUGGACGCCGCCAUCACGCUGCUGUCGUGGGUCAUUGCCGGCGCCGUGCCCUUCUUCUCGGACCUGCUGGCGAUCUGCUCGUCGCUGUUCAUCUCGGGCUUCACCUUCUACUUCCCGGCCAUCAUGUGGUACAUGUUCAUCAGGGAAGGGAAAUGGUUCGAGCGCAAGAAUUGGCUUCCCGCGGCCGCCAAUGCCUUGUCGUUUAUCGUCGGCAUCACCGUGCUUGGUGUAGGGACUUACUCUUCUAUCUGGGAUAUUUUGCUUGCAGGCACUGGCAGCCCGGCCGCUGCGCAGUCUUUUUACGAUAGAGAGAUAGACCUUGACGAUUCAUGUGUUGGAGAGCAUUGCCAGGAGUAG